Ylistrum balloti is the source of this 3768-nucleotide messenger RNA. Its product is annotated as serine/threonine-protein kinase par-1-like. The transcript has 16 exons. Gene Ontology annotation, cellular component: cytoplasm. Gene Ontology annotation, molecular function: tau-protein kinase activity; ATP binding; protein serine/threonine kinase activity. The record is from RefSeq and is a predicted model, not a curated record. Bases 1 to 3768 code for a protein of 1255 amino acids. Gene Ontology annotation, biological process: protein phosphorylation; intracellular signal transduction; microtubule cytoskeleton organization. Lineage: Eukaryota; Metazoa; Mollusca; Bivalvia; Pectinida; Pectinidae.
AUGGGGAAGAAAAUUCAAUGUAUCGGGCGUUAUGUGAUGGACGGCCUUACCUUGGGUAAGGGGAACUUUGCCCGCGUGGAGUUAGCUACACAUGGAGUUACCGCUUGUAAGGUGGCUAUAAAGAUUAUAGAUACUAGAAAAAUAAAGGAGGAGUAUGUGCGUCAGAACCUUCAUCGUGAGGCUCGAAUCCUCGGUCAGCUACGUCACCCUAAUAUUGUCCGUCUGUACGAGACAUUGAAGGCUACCACACUCUACUGUCUAGUGUUAGAAUGUGCUUCCGGUGGGAAUUUACUAGCAUAUAUAAAAACAUUUAAGGAUUUUCUUCUUCCGGAGGAUCGUGCUCGUCCUUACCUUCGUCAGUUGGUGUCUGCUGUCCAUUACCUACAUGAGAAAGGCGUGGCCCACAGAGAUUUGAAAAUGGAAAACAUAAUGCUGGAUGAAAAGAAGAAAAACAUUAAAAUUGUUGAUUUUGGCCUUAGUAAUACUUUCAACCCUAAUGAGUUAAUGAAGACGCACUGUGGUUCACUUGAGUAUGCAGCACCAGAACUCUUUACUACAGGCGGAAAGUAUGGACCAGAAAUAGACAUAUGGAGUAUAGGAAUAGUACUGUAUGCAGUAGUGGUAGGUAAACUUCCCUUCACCACACCUUACACAGACCAAUACCGCAGGGAAAAACUGCUACAACAGAUAGAGAAAGGCCUCACAGAGCAACACAACAGAGAGAUGGCUCACAUCACCAGUGAUUGCAAAGACAUCUUAAGGAAGAUCUUGGAGCCAAACCCAGACCUCCGUCUGUCUGUAGUGGAGAUAGAAAAGCAUCCUUGGGUCACAUUCAAUGAGAAGAUGCCUUUCUAUGCUUUCCAUGCAUUUCCUCGGGACAAAGGCAUGAAAGCCAAGGUAAUGGAUGAGCUAUCAGACAUGCUGAGUAUGAAAAAAGACCAAGUGGAAAAGACUGUACACGAGUGUAAAUGUGAUGAUCUGUCAGCCAUGUUUAAUAUGAUCAUGGACACAAAAAGAAGUGAGAAAGGUUUGUUUGAAAUUGACUACACAACACAGCCAGAAAAGAAGCUUGACAUAAAAACAAAGAAACACAAGCGAAAGUCUAUGCAGCAGAGGACAGCAGAGUUGGAGGGUGGGUCAUCACGUGGUAACCAUGUUGGUCAUCAUGCUGAUGCCAAUGAGCUGUCACCAAAAACUGGUCAGACCGGGGAAGGACCACCCAACGAACAACACAAAGUCAGUGCCAGCUUUGACUUCAUGGCCCUGUGCAGUGCCCCAUCUUGGUUAGGACCAGAAAAGAAACGAUCAAAACCAAGGCGGUCUUUACGAUACAACAGGCUUAUGUCCCCUAAUCAAACAUCGGAUCCCAGCCACAGCAACGAUACGAUCAACACUAUUCCUAAUAACCCGAGCAAUCCUAACCUCCUGUCGCCGGGACAACCAGGACAGAUGGCCUUCAAUCGUCGCUCUUUCAGUCGUCGCAACUCAUCGCAGCGAAAGAAACGGUCAAGUUCUUAUGGACCUGGAAAUCGUCGCACAAGCAGUCUCAAAGAUGUGCAAGGUUCUAGCAGUUCGCAACCCAACAGUCCCACGACCCUGCUCAGUCCCUCCAUACGUAUUGACCCACCUCGCCCCCUCCCCAUCCAGCGUCCCAAAGACCUGAGCGUGAAGGGUUGUUACCACUUGUCUCCAUUCUCUCUUCAUGUCCCUGCCAACAAGAGUUCCUCCUAUACAAAUAUUAAUGGACCUGUUAUGCACCCAAGAGAGAAGUGUAGAAAUAAUUCAGACAGUUCAAAUCCUUGCUCCACUACAGAACUGCUCAGCUGUGCCGGCUCUCUUGAGGCACUCAUUGAUCCCAACAAAGUAGAUGUAUCAUUGGAUGCUGUAGAUUCAGGGCAGAAAUCAGCUGCUGAAGCCAAAAUGUCAUCCAAUGAUAAGCUAGAAUCACUUAUGGAGGAUGGGAUUGACUCCGUCGAGGCGCGAAUUGCAUUAGUAGACAUUAAAUCUAUCGUAAGACCAAAGGUGUCAACAAAACAGGACAAGAAGCACAUAGUGACGUCAAAAGUUAGUAAUGUGUGUGAUUCACGGACGACACUGUCAGCAAGCUCGCUGGAGCGUGUGGUAUCUACAUCUAUGCAAUCAAGUGAGGAUAGGAAUCCACGGAUACGAUGUGCUCAAUGUUGUGAAUUAAAUGUGUCAGAUUGUAACAAGGCCAGCAACAGUGACGCACAACUGUUUACGGUGGACUCGGAAAUACCAGAGGACCAGGUGGAUAGUACUACAGAAUUAUUGGGGGCCACUAAAAUGGUGGACCUUCCAGAACCUUCGUCAAUGGAAAUCACAGAUCGUGGUGUGGUGUGCUGUAAUAAAGAUCAAAAGGAUGCAGUGAAUGGGAAGGACACCUUAUCCACAGGGGAGGGACAUGUACCUCCUCCAAAGAACGGCCCAGGAGGCUUGCAUUAUCGGCGCUCCAGUGAGUUGAUGAAUACACUCGAGUAUAGCCCCGAUGUAGAGGCCUAUUUAGAGGAUGGGCGCAGCUCUGUGUCAACGCGUUGUUCCAACAUGUCACUCUAUAAUCUUGUAAUGCCGAACACACCCACACGACAAAUGUUUCAGAUGCCCCUCGCGCGCAUAGAAAGCUUCCACAGCGAUGACUUUGAUGCAUUAGCAACAGACUUAGAUUUCACCCCAAAUGUGAAAUCGACGUCGAGCGCCACAACUCCUUCCAGCACUGUAAAUACGCCUACUAUGCCAUGUUUUGCCUAUAAACUUCAUCUCCAUAAGAAGAAAAAUGCCAAGUUAAAAGCGAAUAAGUUUAAAAAUUCAAGUGGAAAAGAAAUGUGUGUGAAAGAGAUAGACUCAGGAGGAAUGUGUAACUCAUCUAUCACAGAAAGUGAGCUCAGGAUCGACCCGUCAUGUUCAGAGCCACUGCUCAGCUCAGGGAGUGAUGGAGGGGUGGAGAGAGUUAUGGAGGAGGUUGUAGAUAAACCCUCCUCAGUCAGCAAAGCCAAAAUCCAUCCCAUGGACAAAGAUGAACAAGAUACGAGUGAAUUGAUAUUACGAGGUACAAAAAUCAACAACAAGUCCAUUCCAAAAAACAAGUGCACAAGCACCUCCAAUGCGAGCGAGUCUACGGGUAAUGAUGUCAGGACCAGGAAGCAGCAGAAUUCUCAUGAAAAGACAUCAAAAGCUAACAACUCAGAAAACAAAAAAGUCUCUUUAAAAUGCUCACCUUGGAAACAUGGUUUUGUCCAUUUUUUAAGAAAAAAAAGGCAAGGUCAAGGUUACAGAGCUGGUAGUCAUAACAACAAUGACUCGAUUAACUCUAACUACCACUCUUCUAACUCGGCGACAACCAACACGCGGAAUGGCCACACCCGCACCUCAUACAGCAAACCUCUCCUCACUGCCCAAGAGGAACACAGUGCAGACAUGGAAACUCAGUUCAGCUCCUCUCCUCUUCCCACAUUUUCUGAUGCAUUAGAAGUGCGCUCGUCCCCCGUUCCAGGGCACACCCCCACCCCCAGCACAACUAAAGUGUUUGACUUCACGGUGAUCACAUCCGAGUCGCCCCAGGCCAAGUCCUGCCUGCUGAGCUGGCGAGGCUGUCGUGAGUGCUUCUCUGACGACCAGCUGUCCGAGGACGGGGGCAGUGAAUGCACAUUUCGGUUUGAGCAGAGCGUUGACGUUGCUAUCAAAACCACUAUGGCAAUAAAGAGCGUCCAAGAUGCCAAAAACUACUCAGCUUACAAGUAUGCUCACACGUGA